CUUUGUAGGUAAUUCAAUCGUGAGUCACCCUCAUACACCGGGCGCGCGGUGACACUUGCAAUGUAAACGGUAUUUUUUGUCGAUGUGAAAUACAAAGUUGUGAUUAGUAUAAUUAUUGUGGUUAUCUUUAACUAUAAAUUGUGGAUAUUAGUGGAAUUUUGGUUUGUUGUUUCUGAUAGUGAUAUUCUGGCGUUGUUUAACCACUAUUCACGAGUUUUUGCUGGAGUUCAGUGCCGGUUCCCAGUCAAAACAGUUUUGAUUUAUAGCUUUUCGACAAAUGUAUAUUUUUCGGAAAUAACCUUCCCAAUUGUUACUCACUGCCAUGCCAGCUCGGCUGCUGAGUGCGCGCGGGCCGGGAGGUGGGGAGACGAGCGCCGGGGAUAUAACAUUCGAAUCAGUCGGCAAAGCUGCCAUCAUCGCUAUCAUAGGCUUUGCCAUCAUCAUCUCGAAUCUCCUCAUCAUCGCCGCAUUCUUAAACUUUAAAGGUUUAUCGCACGAGGUGAUCAACUAUUACUUGCUAUCGUUGGCGGUGGCGGAUCUGCUAUGCGGGCUGCUGAUAGUUCCACUGUCAGUGUACCCAGCAGUUACCGGCCAGUGGGUAUUCGGCGACCUUAUGUGCCGUCUCGUUGGCUACAUAGAAGUAACUCUGUGGUGUGUCUCAGUAUACACCUUCAUGUGGAUCUCAGUCGACCGGUACUUGGCGGUCAGGAAACCUCUCCGAUAUGAGACGGUUAGUUCGACGAUACAAACAAGAACGCGAUGUCAAUGUUGGAUGGUGUUCACCUGGAUAUCCGCUGCAUUGCUCUGCUGCCCUCCACUACUCGGAUACAAGAAAGACGCGACCUUCGAUAAGAAAACUUUGAUUUGCAUGCUGGAUUGGGGUACAACGUAUGCUUAUACCGCGACCUUAGCUAUUCUCGUUCUCGGGCCAAGCGUUAUCUCUAUCGUGUACAACUAUUUCUAUAUAUUCUCGAUAAGAAGAAGAUUGCAUAGCGGUGUACCGAUCCACGACAAAGAAUAUGCGACAGCUCUAGCUGAGAACCUGUCCAACCCAAGCCAUUCUAUGAGCUUUAUUCUGGUUACCACGUUCUGGCUUAGCUGGAUCCCGUAUGCGGGAGUGCGCACAUAUGAAUAUUUCAAUGGCCAAGAGUUAAACAUUCCCCUGUUGCAUUUCGGUGUCGUUUGGUUGGGUAUAUUUAACUCGUUCUGGAAGAUACUGAUCCUUGUGUCUCUAAGCCCCCAAUUUCGUCUUGCUCUGAGAAUACUUUGUCUCACUGCUUGUUGCCGUUCAAAAGGGCGACUUCAAGCUGAACUGGUUGGCAUGGACAAUGACGAUUAAUUAACGAAGCUAAGAUUAUUAAGUGUUACAUAAAUUAAUAUUUCAAUAAUUCUAUUGUUGAUUAUUAAUUUAUGUAAUACAGAGAAACACUAUUUUACUAGUAUGUAUCUAUUUAUUAAAUUUUCGAAUGAGGGUUUAGGACUACGUGUUAAAUGUAUUUUUGGAAAAAAUAUUGAUAUCAAUUAUACGAAUGUAACGCGUAGUAAACGUUUGGUGCUAACCAAAUCAAGAUCUUUUGGAAGGAAUCUAAUAAAGCUAUUCCUAUAUCUGUUAUGUUAGUUUAUUAUUUAUAAAAAAACAACAACAAUCACUAUGAAAGUCUUUCCUACAAUUUAUAUGUAGUACUUAUAAAAGAGAGUUUAUUUACAUUCGUUUCUUGUUUCUUUAAAGAUAAACUCUAUAACGUGUACCAUUGUUUCUAAAUUAUAUAUACUAAAUAAUAAUUUAUAUAUACAUAAACGCUAAAAAUUACUUCGAUUUACAUGACUGUGCUAAUUUACCAACAACAUGAUUAUAUUGAUUGCUGUAUUAAUCAGAUGUACGGUGAAUAACUUAAUUGAUUUUUAAUAUAUUAUUAUUAUAGAUAUAAUUUUUUGAUGUAUAAGAUAUCUUUAAAUAAUUUUGGAUUGAAAGUCAAUUGUUAUUUAGUACGCUUAUUAUGUUUCUUUCCAAUAAUUCCUAUUAGUACAGGAUUUGGCUAAGAAACGACCUUCACCUAUCUUUUUAAUCUAUGAUAUCAAAUUCAGUAAGGUAAAAAAUAUAUUGUAAGCUGAAAAAACUUGUGGACAAACUAUUAUCAAGUAAUAUUAAUAACUUUCGGACGCCGUCCGCCUUAGACUUGCUUCUGGAUCCGGCCCUGUCGCAAAAUCCGUUCUUAGCGGACAUCUACUAACUAUAAAUGAAAUAAAUUACCAAAUUUCAUAUUUCUACGUGUACUUUCGUUUAUUUAUUUAGAUUUGGUGGACUUUUAUUUAUACAGACAUGUGAAUGUUGUUUCUAAUUCGACAAUUACCUUUAUAAUAAAAGUAAUGUUUUGAUAAUAGGCUAAUUUUUCAAUGGAUAAUAUUUAGCGCACAUUACCGAAUGCAUAACAGUUUUUGAUGUAACUCGUAUAGUUUUAAAUGUAACUCGUUUAAACCGCUACUGCAACCGCAAUGCAAAAACAAUUCCAAAAUGUUUCUUAUGUAUUGUGCAUAAGAAACAUUUCAAAAUUGUUUCGAAAUACAGCAACUAAACUAUUUUUGUAGGCUAAUGAUAAUAUUUUGAUGGUAGUGAAAUUGUUAUGUAAAUGUUUAUUGUAAGCUUUUCUUUAUAAACUAAUAAUAAUAAUACUACAUAAUACUUGCCACGCUUUGCUUUACAGAUCUGGUUAAGGUGUGCCAAAAUUUAAUUUUUCGUAUAUAUUUAGAACCUUUUUUGUAUGUAUUUUGGGACUGCGGUGAUGUACUUAUUUAUAUCUAAAAGACAAGAGUUGUUUCGUAAUCAAAUUAAAGGUACUUAUAUCCAAAUUUUUAAAGCAAGCCAAACAGAAAUAUUUUUUAGAUAUAAACAGGCAGAUGAUAACUAGAAAAAUCGUUUUAAAAGGUCUAAAAUUUCUAAAUAGGCAGACCGCGAGAAUUCUUACACUGUAAUUUAUAGACGUUGCACGGGCACCCUGAGUGUCGUACUCUCAAACGCAUAGACUUUUAAUUCGACACUCAGCGGGUUGAACGAUCCCCUGGGGGCGCCCCCACAACGUCUAUGAAAUCCACUGUAACUAGAACACCAUUGUGUAUAGAUACACCUCCGUUACAGUUUUAUGUAGCAAUUAGAGUAAAACUAGAAUUACAAUAUAUUCAAAUAAAAUAUCGAUGUUUACUGUCACUGCUGUAGUAGUUCAGUCUUGUAGAGGCAUUUACUGUUGCUAUAUACUUACAUAUACUUCGAAUUUAUAAGCCAACUAUUUACUGCCGUUUCCUGUGUUGAAUUCUUAAUGAAUGUACUACAUAAUCAAAUUGUCUGAAUUGUCAGUAAGUUUUUUCUAAAUGUUUUAAAUUCAAUAGAUUGUAAUGUUUUUGGUGUUUAUAUUAUAAUACAGUAAAUAGAGAUUUAUGUGGCUUUAAACAUCACAUUAUACGUAACUCGCUAUCCAUUUAAAAGCACGAUAAUAAGUAAAAUAAAUAAGUGGUUAGAACACAUAUUUACAUUUUAAAUUUCUGUGAACAUACAAGUUCGUAUGUGAAGUGGGCGAUGGAACGAGCUAUGUUAGGAGUAUCUCUGCGUGAUCGAUUCAGAAAUGAGGAGAUCCGCAGAAGGACCAAAGUCACUGACAUAGCUCAACGCGUUGCGAAGCUGAAUUGGCAAUAGGCGGGGCACAUAGUUCAAAGAGUGGAUAAACGUUGAGGUCCCAAAGUGCAAGGAGGUGGACUAACGACAUCUAGCGAGUCGCAGGGAUUCACUGAAUGUAGGCGGCUCAGGAUCGUGAUGUUUGGAAGCCUGGUUAGCACUUAAGCGAAAUUGAGAUACUAUAUAACAAAUGUCAUUCAGUACUGACAACAUUUCAUUUGAAGUUAUUAUAAAAUUGUUAAUAAGCAAGAUUUGACUCAGUAGUACGACAGUAAAGGGACCAACAUCAUCAUCAUGGAGAGGAUCAUGAUGGAGAGGCAUUCUCGCCCCACGUGCCGACGUAUACAAUUAUACAUUUGCACUACGUUUCAACGAUUUCGGGAGCAGUUUUAACUGCGAGCUCCUCGGCGGGCUCUCAGAAUCACCCGGAAUUUAUUCCAAAUUAUACAUAAUUUUUUUUUUAAUAUUUACGCGAAGCUUUUUUGAAAAAAAAAUACUGAUUUGUAGAAACAAGUAAGAAUAAAUAAAAUAUAAUAAAAUGGAAAUGAGAUAACGGUUACGUAUAUUGAUACGCAAUUUAUAAUCUUGAAGGUAAAUGUUUCAAUGUAUACCUAUUACCUAGCUAAGAGUUGUAUGUAACUAUACAUCUUUACAUUGUAUUGUAUAAAUUAUACUCGUUAUUUAUAAUGUAGUGCUAUUUCGUAUAAAAAAUAAAAUGAAAAAACUUUGCGAAAAAAAUCUUUUAUGAUAUUUUUUUAUAUUUCCGUCAAAAUUAUGUAGAUUGAAAUUUUGUAAAAAAAAAUAUUUUUAAGUAAUUAUUACAUACUUUAUUAUAUCGAUGUGGAUAAUCUCUACAACAUCGAGAGGAAUAUAAUAGCAUAACGUCAAAUUCACAAUUUCUGUAUUAUCAAUGUUGCUUGACGUCAUAAUUGUAGUAGUAUUAGAUCGGGAGUCUGCGAUAGCCUCAUUUUAUGCCAUCACAAGCUCCCAGUCUAUGCAUGAUGUAAUUGAUGUGAACAUUUAUUAUAGUAAAUGUACUUCGUGAGUUAUUAAGUUUCACGAAGGUUCUAUCCCCCGAGCUAGGAUCAGGUUUUUGGAUGAAUACCUUCUAAACCUAUAUUGUUUAACUUCAGUUCAAAAAUACACAUAUACAUUUACCAUCUACAUCUA
Messenger RNA from Bicyclus anynana (squinting bush brown), 4834 nucleotides. RefSeq names its product G-protein coupled receptor 52-like (gene DopEcR). The transcript is spliced from 4 exons. Lineage: Eukaryota; Metazoa; Arthropoda; Insecta; Lepidoptera; Nymphalidae. The record is from RefSeq and is a predicted model, not a curated record. Gene Ontology annotation, molecular function: G protein-coupled receptor activity; peptide binding. Gene Ontology annotation, biological process: G protein-coupled receptor signaling pathway. Gene Ontology annotation, cellular component: membrane. Bases 323 to 1339 code for a protein of 338 amino acids.